Messenger RNA from Mercenaria mercenaria, 2893 nucleotides. Its product is annotated as C1q-related factor-like. Gene Ontology annotation, molecular function: protein binding. Lineage: Eukaryota; Metazoa; Mollusca; Bivalvia; Venerida; Veneridae. Bases 173 to 856 code for a protein of 227 amino acids. The record is from RefSeq and is a predicted model, not a curated record. The transcript has 2 exons.
CAAUGUUAUAUUACAUUUGCUCGGGAGAACCUGACAGUGAAGAUGCAUUUCUUUCUCUUUCCAACAAUGUUUAUAGUUAUAAUGGCUACCAUAGGGCAGUCAUGUUGGAUGGUAGCUGCAAAUGAACCAGUAUGUUCAAGAUUUGACUAUGAGGAAAAAUUAUUAGAAAAAAAUGGUUAGAUCGGAGAUAAAAGUUGAACAAAUGGUAGAAGAGAUGAAGAAAACAAAAGAAAGAGUGGCGACCAUAGCGACAGACAUUCAGCAAAGAGUUGAAAACGUGGAAAGUAAUUCCAUUCGAUUGCAAGGACUUAUUAAUGAGACUUUGACAAGGUUCGGCGAGGAUAUAUCGGAAGAGAAGAACAAACUAACAGCACUUUUUAACAAGGCUUUGACAAGGUUCACUGAGGAUAUAGCAGAGGAAAAGAACAAACUGACAUCACUAGCAGAGAAAAUGACACCAGUUCCUGUCGUGGCAUUCAACGCUCGUAGCUCAUUUACUGUCUCGGUGAGCAGUGGUGGAACUGUCGUUUUUGAUACCGUCUUAAUGAACGAAGGAGAAGGUUACGACAGGGCUACAGGUAUAUUCACCGCACCACAUAACGGACUUUAUUACUUCGCGGCUCAUGUAUGUAAUGAAGGUAACAAUGCAGUACGAUACGCAAUAGUAGUCGAUAAUAAUCAGAUAACAUCUAGCACACAGUACGAUAUUAAUAGUGUGUACAGCUGUAGCUCUGUAAACGCCGUCGUGAUGAUGAAGUCUGCAGACCGUGCGUGGAUCAAAUGUACGUCUGGUUCUAAAUUUUACCACGACAUUUACAGAUGGAAUUCAUUCAUUGGAUCACUUUUAAACAGAUAAAUCGAAGAUCUUUGGUCAAAGAAGUGUGGUUAUGGUGCUUUCUUUGUAUCAGAUUGAUUGAACUCCCGCUGAAAUGGCAUUGGCCUACCAUAGUGUAUUUUGAAAAGAAUCAAUCUUUUAAAGUAUAGAAGCAUGUACAGGUUGUGUUUAUACUAGAUGCUGAGCUUCUACAGACUUUUGAAGGAUAGUUACAAAUGCAAUUUAUUCAUGGAUGCUUUACUGAACAGACAAACGCUAAAGCCAAAGAACUAUCCUUUGAGUCAUGGGAAUUUAUAUACGGGUUGUUAAAAAUGAUGUAGCAUUCCUCAUCCUUGUAGUUGAAGCAAAAUAACGCCCUUAUGUUUAUCAAACGCUUUGACCAAAUGUUACAUUUCAGUAAAUGAAUAUUGUUAUUGUGCUAGGAUUUAUAAAAAGUGCAAAUGGCGAUUCGUUGUCACGUGAUAGAUCUAGUACAUUAAUUGCCAUUAAGAGGUACGAAUAUACUGUUACAUGAGCGAAAAUAUGAACACCAAUAUUGGAUGAAAGUCCUUGCUUUUUUAGGGGAUAAAACCUUUUGGUGAAAAUGUUAUGCAGCCCUGUUAAAAAGAUAUUUCUGAUAUAUAUAUAUAUAUAUAUCUCUCUCUCUCUCUCUCUCUCUCUCUCUCUCUCUCUCUCUCUCUCUCUCUCCAGGAAGUCUAUCAACCGUAGUUUAAAUGUUGAAAAGUUAGUCUUUAUUUGUCAUAGCGUAUUUAUUUAUGUAUAGACAAAGAAGAUUUUUAAGAGUUUUGUUAAUGGUAGGAUCACUUAUAUUAAGAAUGAAACUUUUUUAUUUCAUCUUUCGUAAUAAUUGAUGCAUGAUGGAAUUUGUGUAUUUUAGAUAUUCCGCUUUUGCAAUAUAAUGAAGCUGUUUCAGUUUUUAAAAGGCAUACGUGAAACCUGUUUAAACAUGUUUUACAAUAUUUGCUUUAGUUUUUGUAAUUAUGACAGUGUGCAGCAUGAGUAAAAACUUUAUGCACUAACUAGUUUGAAUUUAAUGUCACACUGAAAAAGUUGUAGAAAUUAAAAGGUAAGGGUAAAUUUCCCGGAAGUACAGAGCGCUCUGAAUACAGCCAUAGAGCCAUCGGUCAUGUGGUGACGUUCCAGCUUUUGAUAGUGGAGCAAAACCCGGGUGCCCCUCCCUGCAUUAUUUCAUCACUUGACCUUUUGUGAUAGUAUCACUACACUGAACUAGAAACUAUUAAAUACUUACCAAUUCUGCAUUUAAAACUGCUAUAAUAUUCAAUCUAUUUAAAGUUAAUUCUCUGAAAGACCAAAAAAGGAGGGGACGUAAACUAAUAGUCACAGAAUUACUUCAUAUUUACACCCUUUUUAGCAUUCAAGCCAUAUAUGAAGAUAUUAGGGCGAAAAGAAAUGAAUCAGAUCUGGUUACCACGGUAAUUGGAAUAUUCUCCUUUUUGCGAAAAAUUGCCAUUUCUGAGGGUAAAAUUUUACUAAAAUAUGACAAUUUUCUUCACAUGGUCUUAACGUCUGAAAUAGAGCAUUGAUUUUCGCAUUGCCUGAGAUAUAUACCUUUUGUAAAUAUUUUAAACAAAUUUUUGUAGCUUUAGAAGCAACAAUUUUAUAAAUGGCCCCUUCGAAAUUUUACAUAAUCAAUUAAAUUUGAUCUGUAUGUAUACUUUUGAUAUAAUAUCUUACAGAAAAAUGUGCACGCAUCUGAAUAUAAUACUUGUAUGGAUUCAGCAGGGCAAUGAUAUUCAUUUUUAUUUCAUGGGGAAGAUAAUUUAUACAGACGUUUCUGAACAUUUAUUUCAAUCAGCCAACAAUAGAACAUUAAAAUUUCACAACAGAUUGCAGACAUCAUUACUGGUGAUCAUAUUUGUACGUUUCCAUUUUAACGUGUAUUUUACUCAUUUAGAAAAAACUAUUGUAUAUGUUCAUAUGUGUUUAUGUAUAUGUAAAUGAUAAUGCUAUUCUAAAUAUUAGGCUUAGGUCUAAUUCAUAACUGUUACCAUUUAUUUGUGCAGCAGCUUUUUUAAUAUAAUAAAUUACUGUAGCGCA